Pygoscelis adeliae (Adelie penguin) is the source of this 1779-nucleotide messenger RNA. RefSeq names its product serine/threonine-protein phosphatase 6 regulatory ankyrin repeat subunit A-like. Lineage: Eukaryota; Metazoa; Chordata; Aves; Sphenisciformes; Spheniscidae. The record is from RefSeq and is a predicted model, not a curated record. Gene Ontology annotation, cellular component: Golgi membrane. Gene Ontology annotation, molecular function: palmitoyltransferase activity; protein binding. The transcript has 3 exons. Bases 1 to 1779 code for a protein of 592 amino acids. Gene Ontology annotation, biological process: protein palmitoylation; regulation of apoptotic process.
AUGAUCAUGCAUUCAACUAGCCUGUUUAUAAAUCCAUACGCAAUUGAAGUCCUAAGGACUAAAAAAGAAGAGCUAGUAGAAGGCAUAAAUGACCCAGACCAUCUUCUGAACUGGCUGAUAGACAAUGGUAUUUUUACCCCAGAAAAGAAGAUGGUCAUGAGUUUCUACAGGACACGAACAGAAAAGAACUCUCGAGUUUUAGACAUACUAAUUUCUCAAGUCACUAAAGGCUAUCUUCCUGAGUUAGAGAAAACAUUGAAAGAUAAUGAUAUUAAUGCACUAAACUCUUCAAGUGAAACACUUCUGCAUGUUGCAGCCGCUAAUGGACAUCUAGCGAUAAUGGAAUAUUUGAUCAGCAAAGGUGCUAAGCUAGAUGUGAAGGACAAGAAAGGAAGAACACCACUGCACAGGGCUGCUGAGAAAGGCCAUGGUGAUGCAGUGAAGGUGCUUCUCCGAUGUGGUGCUUAUAUGUACAGUUUGGAUACGGAAGGCAAGACACCACUUCAUUUGGCUGCGCAGAAUAACCACAGUCACAUAUUGAAGAUGCUCUUGAAAGAAGAGGCAAGAAGCUACAGGAACCAGCACAACUUUUUGCACAUGGCAGCUCUUAAAGAUGAGAGCAGUCUGGCAAAAAUGCUUUUAAAGGCUGGUGCCUCCACUGAUGGAAAGGAUGAAAGAGGACAGACUGCUCUCAGUUAUGCUGUUUCUCAGGGGUCUGAAAAUACUGCAAAAGUACUGCUAGAAGCCGGAGCCAGUGUUGAUUCCAACAUGGCCGAAAGAGCCUUCAACAGCAACCACCCAUCCAUCUUCAAAAUACUACUAGAAUAUUCUAAAGAUUUGUCAUCUGAUGUAAUGGAGUCAGCUCUUUUUAGAGCUGUACAGAAAAAUCUGCAUGGUAUUGUAGCAGCUUUAAUUGACAGAGGUACAGAUAGAAACGCCUACAAUGAAAUGCAGUACACUCCUUUACUCCUGGCGUGUGAAACAGGCAAAGCUGAAUCAGCAGAAGUUCUAAUCGAAAAGGGAGCAAACUUCGGAAUAAAGACUCCUGCUUCAGACACAGCUUUGCAUUUGGCAGUUCAAGCUGGGGCUGCUUCCAUCACAAAUCUGCUUCUGCGCAAGGGGAUGGAAGUUAACCUUAUGAACCAAGCCGAUGAAAGCCCACUCCACGUUGCUGCACUUCAUAAUAAAGGACCAUUAGUUGGCCUUUUAGUUAAUGCUGGGGCCAAAAUUAAUGCUGUCACUAAAAAGUUUGUUACUCCCCUGCAUAUUGCAAGUCAAAGAGGUAACACCGAUGUUGCCCAACAGCUGUUGCACCACAAAGCCAAUGUUAAUGUUAAGGAUAAGCAGUCAAAAUCACCUUUACAUUUUGCUGCUGAAAGGGGAGACAAAACAAUGGUAGAGAUGCUUCUUAAUGCUAAUGCUGACCCCAAUGCACAAGACGAGGAGAAAAAGACUCCCCUGCACACUGCAGCUGUGAGAGGACAUCUCAGUAUUGUGAAAGUUCUGUUAGCUAAAAAGGGAAGAUUUGGAGCUAAGGACAUGGAUGGAUGUACUCCGAUGCACUAUGCAGCCAUCAAAGGAAACACAGAGAUCGUAAAAAUUCUUCUGACAUCAGGGAAAAAUAAAAAUAUUGAUGAUAGAAACAUUUGGAGAAAGACCGCACUGCAUAUUGCAGCGGAAUAUGGACACAGUGACUUGAUAAAUCUAUUACUGAGCUAUGGGGCAGCCAUUAAUGCCUUAGACAGCAGCAAGGAUACACCAUUGCAUUUAUAUGAUUAG